UGGCGUCACCAGAUAACCCCGCCCACAUGACCCCCUCCCCAGCUGCCUGCGCUGCUGCCGUGCCCUUCCAUUCAAUUCCCCGCGUGCUCCCUCAGUCACCGUAUAUUCACUUGGCGCCCGCCACCAGUCGACCCAAGGCGCUUCACGGAGUCAUGGCGCAGCGAGAGGCGGCGGCGGCCAAGGCGGCCGGCGGCGGGAGGAGGCCCGCUGGGCACGUCGUCGACCUGGAGACAGGCGGGGAGCGGGUGGCGGGGCGAGAAGGGCGGGCGGGGUGGGCGGCCGCGGCGGCAGUGGCGGGGGUGGGGCUGGCGGGGGCCGGCGUGCUGGUGUGGUGGGCGCUGGCGUUCCACCCGGCGCACCAGCAGCUCUGGAUGGUGCCCGUCGGCCUCGUCCUCCUCGGCACGCCGCUCGUCGCCUGGCUCUCCCUCUUCGCCUCCGGCGCGGGACGCUGGCUCGGCCGCCUCCGCGCCGGCGACGGACGCCCGCCCGGCGCUGCCCCCGCCGUGGUCCCGGAGAGAUGAUCCGUCCAUCCAUGGCGCGGCUGCCGGCGUGCAUGCAGAUUCAGUAGGGUUGGCUCUUGGUCUUGGGUGUACAUUUUUUUCUUCCCCGUCUUUCUUUGGUUCUUGUCAUGGCCGUCGGAAGGUGAAUCGGAAAAACAUUUUGCUAGCAGCACUACGGGAGCUUACUGUACUGAUUCUGCAGAUGUUUGAUUGCUUAUCUCAAGCAGAUUUGCUUGGUUGGCAGCCGUUUCAGAACGCGGGAUUUCCAUUUGAAUACGAAACUAAACCCCUAUCUGCAGAAUUUACACUUGAAAAUGAAAGAAAUUUUCAUAUGGA
Panicum hallii is the source of this 836-nucleotide messenger RNA. RefSeq lists its product as uncharacterized. Bases 27 to 521 code for a protein of 164 amino acids. The record is from RefSeq and is a predicted model, not a curated record. Lineage: Eukaryota; Viridiplantae; Streptophyta; Magnoliopsida; Poales; Poaceae. The transcript has a single exon.